Molecule: messenger RNA, 3605 nt
Organism: Ailuropoda melanoleuca (giant panda)
Lineage: Eukaryota; Metazoa; Chordata; Mammalia; Carnivora; Ursidae
Gene: ZNF211
Product: zinc finger protein 211
Exons: 5
Coding region: 819-2444 (541 amino acids)
Biological process (GO): regulation of cytokine production; negative regulation of transcription by RNA polymerase II; regulation of immune system process
Cellular component (GO): nucleoplasm; nucleus
Molecular function (GO): DNA-binding transcription activator activity, RNA polymerase II-specific; DNA-binding transcription repressor activity, RNA polymerase II-specific; RNA polymerase II cis-regulatory region sequence-specific DNA binding
Source: RefSeq, a predicted model, not a curated record
GCCUUGAGGCGGGGCUUCCGUCGUUUCUGUGGCGGUCAUUUUAGCGGUUCUGGGGUUUGGGGGCUCGGUAAGAGGAUCCGGAACACGGAUUGAGACCCACGCGACGGACAGAGAAGGUACGAGAGGAGGCUUUGUCCACACUGUAGGGAGGCGGGUUUACUGUUGGGGACAUCGCCGCCUGCGAGGCCGGCCUGGAGGCUUCAGUGUCGGCGACUGCCCAGGUCGCUCAGCUGUCAUCACUUCACUUCGCCCAGAGGCUCCGAUGGCGGCGGCUGCGCCCACGGACCCGGCUCAGGUUUCGAUGGUUGCAGAAGUGCUUUUGGAACCUACACAAGUGAGUGGAGGUGUACCAGCCCCUCCACUGGUGCCGUCCCACAUUUUGUCCAGAUUUGUGGUGUCAUGAGACUCUUCACCUGCCAUUCUCCCAGCCCUGAGUUUGGGGACCCUGAAGAAUCCUAGCUCAGGGUUGAAUCUAGGCCAGGGUUUAUAUGGGCAUUCCCAUUUGGGGCCAUCAAAAGAAAAUGUGGAAGCUUAUUACAAAAACAGGCGUUGGUAUGUGGAACUGCUCGGAGAUGAGGCUAAGCUCAUUCAGGUAAUUGCAGGCCUCCUUUCUUUCUGGUGAGAACAAAUUGGGGCACUGCGCACCAGAGUCAAGCUUGGAAUGACUGCCUCUGAAGUUAGGCAUCCAUCUGGAGGCAAGGGAAGGCCUGGAUCAGAGGAAGAAGGGAAGUGUGACUUUUGAGGACGUGGCCCUAUAUUUCUCCUGGGAGGAAUGGGAUCUCCUAGAUGAGGAUCAGAGAUGCCUGUACUAUGAUGUGAUGCUGGAGAACUUUGCACUCACAUCCUCACUAGGAUGCGGAUCUUCUAGGUCCCAUAAAGUUGCUCAGCUGGGGUUGGGAGAAGAGUCCCCUGUCCUUCACAGGAUGGAUAUAAUUCCAGUCUCCACAAGAUGGGCCCAGAGAGGGCCUGACCCAGAUUGUUGGCAUGGAGUAGAGGAUGGGGAUGCAGCUUCUGAAGAGAGCAUUUCUAUAGGAGUGUCAAAGAUUGGGAUUCUCAAGGCAGGUUCAUCUUCUCAGAAGGCUCAGCCUUUUGAACUGCAUGGCCCGAUCUUGAGAAACAUUUUGUACUUGGCUGAGCACCAGGAAUCAUAUCUUGGGGAAAAACCAUAUACAUGUAGGAAACAAUUCUGUUUAGCUGCCAACCUUCGACAGUACCAGGGGCAGCACACUAGAGAGAUACCCUUCAGAAGUUAUGUGGACAGAGCCUCAUUUUUAAAGAACUGUACAGUCCAUGUGUCAGGGAAGCCCUUUACCUGUGAGAAGACACGGAAGGACUUCUUAGCCAGCAUGGGAUUUCUCCAACAACAGGUCACUCAAACUGGGCAGAAGCUGAAUAAUGAGUGUGAGGCUGUCUUUCACAAUGGAAAAAGUCAUCACAACUGUGGAGAAUGCAAGAAAGCCUUCACCUGCACAGACACACUUGCUCAGGACCAGAGAGUUGUCACUAGAGAAGGGCUUUAUGAGUGUGGCAAAUGUGGAAAAGCCUGUACCCGAAGAUGUAACCUCAUUCAGCACCAGAAAGUGCACACCGGAGAAAGACCUUACGAAUGCAGUGAAUGUGGAAAAUUCUUCACCUAUUACUCCAGUUUCAUUAUACAUCGGAGAGUUCACACUGGAGAAAGGCCCUACGAGUGCAAUGAAUGUGGGAAAUCCUUUAGCCAAAGCUAUAGCCUCAAUAGCCAUAGGAAAGUUCACACUGGAGAGAAGCCUUAUGAGUGCAGAGAAUGUGGAAAAUCUUUCAGCCAAAGGUCCAACCUCAUUCAACAUCAGAGAGUUCACACUGGAGAAAGGCCUUAUGAGUGCAGUGAAUGUGGGAAGUCCUUUAGCCAAAACUUCAGUCUCAUUUACCACAAGAGAGUUCACACUGGAGAAAGACCUCAUCAGUGCAAUGAAUGUGGGAAAUCCUUCAGCCGAAGCUCCAGCCUCAUUCAUCACAGGAGACUUCACACUGGAGAAAGGCCUUAUGAAUGCAGUAAAUGUGGGAAGUCCUUUAAACAAAGCUCCAGCUUUAGUUCACAUCGGAAAGUCCACACAGGGGAAAGGCCUUAUGAGUGUGGGGAAUGUGGAAAAUCCUUUAGCCAUAGCUCCAACCUCAAGAACCACUGGAGAGUUCACACUGGAGAAAGACCUAUUGAGUGCAAUGAGUGUGGAAAGUCCUUUAGCUGCAAAUCUAACCUUGUCAAACACCUGAGAGUUCACACUGGAGAAAGGCCUUAUGAGUGUGGGGAAUGCGGAAAAUCCUUUAGCCAAAGCUCCAGCCUCAUUCAACACCGGAGAGUUCACACUGGAAAGAGGCCUGCUGAGUGCAGAGAAUGUGGAAAAUCCUUUAGCUCCAAAUCUGACCUCAUUCAACACCAGAGACUUCAUAUUAGGGAAAGACCUUAGAUGUACAGGGCUGUGCAGUUUCCUUUUAGAUAAUUACAGUGGAGGAGAAAAGUCGUGAGGAAGCCAUCUACCUAAAUUUAAGCCUGUACAUCUGAAAAUCCACAGUGGGGAGAUCUCCUUUUAGUUGAAGUAUGUGUGAAUCUAUAAGGAGCUGUGUUAUGCUUCCUAACCUGUCCAGGGCUUUUGCCAGAUUUAUGUCACUGCCACUUUCUGUGAAAGAGUUUUGUCACCUUUACCACUCAGCAGGUUCACACAGUGUGCGUUAGUGCAUUAGUUACCACCACAAUGUGCUCAGGGAAGCUGACCUCUUUCCUUCCCCUUUUGCUGGAGGAAAUCAUGAUUACUCUUAGCCCUUAUAGGGUCUUCAUUCUCUUCUCUUGUAGAAGUUAGGGCAUGGCCCAGUGGACCCAGUCUGCAUUCUGCUGGUAACUUGCCAAAAAGGACCACAUUUCCCAGGAUGUAUUAGUUUUGUGUGACACUCCUCUUGGAUUUUCCUAUCCUCCAAGUCACCAACCUGGGAUCUCCCUGCCUCAUAUUGCUUUGGAUUUUGCAGUAAUAAAAGACAUUAUUGUUAAGCCACCUUUGAUCUUGGGGGUUUCUAUUCACUGUGUGAGGUGUUUUGAAAACAGCUGGGCUUUGCUGGCAUUAAGGAGUGAACAGCUUUGUUGGGGUUCCCAAUGCUUUGUGUGCCUCAGAGAUGACAGUCUGAUGAAAGAAAAUAGCUCUUUCCAGCUUUGGCCUAAUUUACACUGUUGCCUGAGGUCUCCUAGGAAAGACUGCAGGACCUUGUCCUAAUUUGCGGACUGGGUAUCAGGAUUUUUUUGUGGGCUCAGAGAACACCCUGAGGAAUCAGGAAGUUGUGACAACCUCCAGUGCUUCUGAGAACUACAUGAAUUGUUUUUCUUUUUCACAGUGGAUGUCACAUAAUGCUCAGUAGUGGUGAGGGGAAUCUCUACCCCAGGUCCUACAAAGGAGCCAUGUGCCCUGAUACUCACAAUUCACUAGGCUAGUGUCAUGGUGAGACUACAGGGCCCUGGGGGAACUAUAAUUGGUACAGUAACACUGCAGUGGAGAAGAUUGCAGCAAAGUAGACGACAUGUGCCCCUUCUAACAUCGCGUCAACAAAUGCUCCAGUGACUGUGACUGUGCAGGAUCGGUGUG